Messenger RNA from Sungouiella intermedia, 2577 nucleotides. The record is from the annotation of a GenBank genome assembly. Lineage: Eukaryota; Fungi; Ascomycota; Pichiomycetes; Serinales; Metschnikowiaceae.
AUGACCAAGCGUUCCCUUCCGCUCAGCCAUGUGUUGAGCAAACUACGUAAAGAACCGUCCAACAUAUUAAAAAUCGCCUCUUUCAAUAUGGAGAAGCGACCUCGACAUGAAUUUGUGUGUACACUAGCACGCAAAUUUGACAUUUUCCUAAUUCAAGAAUUCGUGGGCAGCACUGACAAUUAUACCACCUAUCAACAAUUUUCAACCUCCCACAACUACCAGUUCUAUUCAUCUCCAUCCUUGAGCCGUACAAGGGCCAAUCACUUACUUGACCCUCAACUCAUGCCCCAGACGGGUAUUUUUCUUAAUCUCAAGAAAUGUUCAGUGAUCAGUCAGAAUGAGAUCACACAGAAGAUCCAGCCACAAAUAUACUGUAACGACAUCCGGAUUCGGCUUCCAACAGGCGAGAUGGUUUUGAUUGUGAACGCAUAUCUCCCAUCCCAACCUAAAACAGCCCAGGUUAUCAUCCUUCAACAACUUCUUCCUCACCUCCAGGAUUUGCAAACAGCAUAUCCCGAUCUUAAGGUCAUUUUCGGGGGUGACAUGAACCAUUCCAUGGAGCGAACACCUAGUCUGGAGCAACGCCUGGUGUCGAGUACUCUCGAUAUCCUUGCGGCGCUUGACCUUGUCGACAUUGGGAUCUGCAACCCAACAGUUUUCACCCUUCCUACAAACCACGGUACACUGCCUCGCCGUAUUGAUCGAAUCUAUGUUCCCACACUGUGGCAACCUCGAGCCUUUCAAUACCAGCUCUGGAGACCACGCGGCAUCACUUCAUCCCAUUCAUUAAUAGCAGCCCACUUAGUCAUUGAUAUGAACCCGACAAACACAUUUGGUCUUCGCCGCUUCCAAUAUCCCCUUGGCCGGCUCCUGCCUUUGUAUGAAACGCAGGGCCAGAUCACGGUGAAUCCUGACGGUACAUUAGACGAGGCGAUUGCUGCUAUCACGCAAGAAGGCCUCGAAUAUAUCCAACUUCAUCGAACUCUAAGACGGAUUGAUCCGGAAUUUGCCAGAUCAGUUCGCGAUACGAGCACGGAACACUUAGAAGACUCGGCAGAAGCAUCACUACGGUCCUUCUUUCAGUAUAAGUCACACUCAGCAAUGGUGUUCCAUGACUUGACAAAUGUUGCACAAGGUACUCGGGCCAACACAAACGCGGAUAUGCUUCGAAUGGUCACAAGCUAUUACAAAGCACUUUAUAGUGAACCCACUCCUGGACUCACAGAUCGUGCUCUCAAAGACUAUCUAGGACAGAUAAAGGUGAGCCUUUCCGCACAACAAGCGGAACAGCUUGACCGCCCUUUCACCCAAGAAGAACUCACUGUGGCUCUCAAACUAUGCAACCAUGGCACAGCCCCGGGCCCCGAUGGAAUUCAAUAUUCAGUCCUCAGAUAUCAUUGGAAACAGUUCUGCCCAGUUCUCGUCCGUACUGGAAAUGAGCUUUUGCAGACAGGGAUGAUGCCGGACGCCUUUCGUGAAGUCCUCAUCACACUAAUCCCCAAACGCCACCAUUCAGCUUCCACUGAUGUGACGCAUUACCGCCCAAUACUGCUCAUCAAUUGCUGUCUCCGAGUUGUUAGCCAAGCUGCUAAUACCCGGAUACAAUCUAUUGCUGAUACUCUUAUUGGUCCUAAUCAACGGGGCUUCAUGAGCAACAGACGUAUGGACGAAAAUCUUAUGGAAACACGCACCCUUCUCAACCUUAUUAAGGAAGCGUACCCGAAAGAUGAUGCAUCUGCACCAGAACGAACCAUUCUUAUGGCCGACUUUAACAAAGCAUUUGACCGAGUCUCCCACCGAUAUAUUCGCCAGGUUCUCUGCCAUAUGGGGUUUGGACCUCGCAUGACGUCCUUCCUUAUGCUGAUAACGUCCGGCCAAAUCGGUCGGAUCACUAUCAACAACUAUGUUGGUCGGUCUUUCCCACUUCUCAGCGGUGUUCGCCAAGGCAACCCUGUGUCUCCCAUUCUCUUUAAUCUCGCGAUUGAGCCUCUUCUAUGUCGCUUACAACAAAAUUUGAUUGGCAUCCCAAUCGAAUAUGAUCCCUUGCAAAUCACGAUCAUGAAGUAUCAUGCCUUCGCUGAUGAUGUUAACAUCUAUCUUGGCGAUGUUCGUGAUUAUGCGACCACCGCCGCGGAACUUGGCUUGUUUGAGAAAGCGAGCAGUAGUCUUGUAAAUACUGACAAGUCAGUCCUUUAUGGGACUCUGCCCGGCUUCCAGCAAGGUCAUGAUCCAUUUCUCCCUUACCCACGUAAGCAUUUGUGGACCCGGAAGGCUGAUAGCUCUUUAGAGUUCACUGAUACGACUUACCUCGGUAUCCCACUUAAUGGUGUUCUAUGGGACAGUUAUCUUCGUACCCUUCCUUUUCUUUGUAAAACUCAAGCGUACCAACUGCUCCGUCUUUGCGUCCGUGCCAUGGGUACCAAUAUCUACGUUCACUCCAAGUUGCCUUUUCGAGAUCUUCAUACACCAAUGCCAUCCCGGCCUCUUAACCGUGUUAAGUUCGCCAUUUCUAAGGUUUUUUACGGCAUUUCACUCAAAAAGUUAUACACCCCCCUCAAAAGGGAGGGUAUGGUCUAA